GAAAAAUCUAUGAUUGACAUGUUCAGAUAUUCUGUCAUCCCUUGCCUUUACCGCUUCGUUGUUGAGGCGAGCACGUUUUCUUUUCGUUCAAAGCUAGAACGAGUUUUAUAUUGCUGACCUAAAAAAGUAACCAAGAUGCCAAGGGAAAUUACAGAGAUCAAGGAGUUCCUCCUAACAGCCAGAAGGAAAGACGCUAAAAGUGUUAAGAUAAAGAAAAAUGUUUUAAACACCAAAUUCAAGGUGAGGUGCAGCAGAUUUCUGUACACCUUGGUGAUAACGGAUAAGGAGAAGGCUGAAAAAUUGAAGCAGUCCCUCCCACCAGGACUCCAAGUUAAAGAAGUAAAGUGAAUUAAGUUGUGAAUACCUUACAAAUAAAAUGUUAAUCAAA
Messenger RNA from Coccinella septempunctata (seven-spotted ladybird), 388 nucleotides. Its product is annotated as 60S ribosomal protein L38. NCBI's taxonomy places the organism in Eukaryota, Metazoa, Arthropoda, Insecta, Coleoptera, Coccinellidae. The transcript has 2 exons. The record is from RefSeq and is a predicted model, not a curated record. Gene Ontology annotation, cellular component: ribosome; cytosolic large ribosomal subunit. Gene Ontology annotation, biological process: protein-RNA complex assembly; translation. The coding region runs from base 136 to 348 and encodes 70 amino acids. Gene Ontology annotation, molecular function: structural constituent of ribosome.